CAUCCUGGCCUUUUGGUGCUUACCGGUCCUACAGGCGUGGGAAAAAGCGCCACGCUACGAUGCUUAGCCAAGGAAUUAGACUGUGACAUCAGUGAAUGGAUUGUACCCCCGCAAGACGACUGGAACACCGUCAGUCGACAGUGGGACAUGCCAG
Sphaeroforma arctica JP610 is the source of this 154-nucleotide messenger RNA. RefSeq lists its product as hypothetical. The transcript has a single exon. NCBI's taxonomy places the organism in Eukaryota, Ichthyosporea, Ichthyophonida. The annotation marks the transcript as partial. The record is from RefSeq and is a predicted model, not a curated record.